Molecule: messenger RNA, 319 nt
Organism: Racocetra fulgida
Lineage: Eukaryota; Fungi; Glomeromycota; Glomeromycetes; Diversisporales; Gigasporaceae
Source: the annotation of a GenBank genome assembly
UUUUAAACGUUUAGAACAUUUAAAACGUCAUAUGAUUACUCAUACUGGUGAACGUAAAUAUACCUGUCAUUAUCCUGGUUGUGGUAAAAAAUUUGGCAGAUCUGAUAAUUUUGCCGCUCAUUAUAAAACUCAUACUAAAUCUAAUCAGAGGAGGUCAAGAAAAUCUACUAAGAUUUUGAAUAAUCCUGCUGAUAUUUCUGCUUUGGAUAUUACCCUUCCUCAAGAUAAUUCUACUUUAACUAAUGAUCAGAUCGAUGCUUUUCAUUAUUAUUGUGAUACUACUUCUGCUUCAAACUCAAAUUCUAAAAUUUUUAUGUAA